Molecule: messenger RNA, 1970 nt
Organism: Vollenhovia emeryi
Lineage: Eukaryota; Metazoa; Arthropoda; Insecta; Hymenoptera; Formicidae
Product: rhomboid-related protein 4-like
Exons: 3
Coding region: 981-1724 (247 amino acids)
Cellular component (GO): membrane
Molecular function (GO): serine-type endopeptidase activity
Source: RefSeq, a predicted model, not a curated record
ACUCUUCACCAAGUGACUUUGAGUUACUACAUCGAUGUAGUAACUUCGUCAUAAAAGAGCGUUUAUACGGCAUCUAACAUCAGUAGUUAUAACAUCGAUGUUAUAACUCCGACUUAAAUCGGGACGUGUAAACGUAGUCAUAGAAGAUGACUUUGGUCCGUUAUGCGCAUGCGUUAAAUCGUUGCGCAUGCGUUAUUGUAAUCUCGUUUUGGCCGCGCAUGCGUUAUUGUAAUCUCGUUUUGGCCGCGCAUGCGUAUUUCGAGGAAAAGUCAUAGAACGAGACAGAAUUCUAGUUUCUUCUGUCUCACUUCUUGGCUUCACUUGUGCCGAUCCGUUUCCCCUUCCAUGUCUAUAAGUUCUAUGGCUGGAAAGCACGGCUUAUUUCAUGCGGCCUCGGCGUGUUUCGAGGGAGAGACUCUCGACUCCGAUACCUCACGAUAUCUCGCCUCGCGCGGUACAGACAUGGCGCGGCCAAUCGGCGCGCGCUACGUGCCCGCCGCCGAGUUCGACUGAUUUCUCUCUUCGUUUCUCAUCACGCGUUGCGCGGGUUGCGCCGCCGGUCGCACGAGUCUCUCGCCUGUUUCUCUCCGUAUGCCGAUCGCGCGCGACCUGGUGAUUUGGAGAUUAGAUUUUGUCGCCGUUUUCGAAAGCUCGCCGGGGUCUCCAGGGGUCUCCGAGGAAACCACGGUGGCUGACGCGAUCGCGGAAGCGCGAAUCGAGGUGCGGACGAAGUCGGGACGCGUUCGGAGCAUUAAACGGCUGCUCGGAAUCUCGUUUGCUUGCGUACGCAACAAGAAACGACAAGGUGCAUCUUCAGCGAAACCUGAAAAGUGGCCUUACUUUACAUAUUAGUAGGAAAAAACAAUGGAUACCUGAGAUUCACUCGCGAAGGACUCGCAUAGGGAUGUGACACUUUGGUCUGUCAGCAUUUUAGAACUGAUUGUCCCAUCAAACGGUGCGAUUGCAUCAUAUUUUACAUCAUGAUUCGCAGCCAAAGACGGCAGCAGGGCCUGCAGAGCGGGAUUUUCUUGCUGUGCAUGCAGGUCCUGAACUUUGGACUCGACAGGAUACCACCUGCCACUCUAAUUGGAGUCAUUGCGCAGGCUCUACUGUACGUUGGACUGAUACAGGUGCCGUGGAACGCAGAGGACGUGUGCAUCUCGGCCGUGAAAGUAAUCAAGUACAAGAACUGGCGGUCGUUCUUCCUCUCGAACUUCGAGCAUGGAUCCGACAUGCACCUGUACUACAACAUGAUCUCCUUUAUUCUAAAGGGCGCAUACUUGGAGCCUCUUUACGGCACGACGAACUUCGUACUCUUGCUCGUUACAUUGUCUAUCGGGUGUAGCGCCAUGUAUGUGUCCCUAGGAUACGUAUUGAUGCAGUUAACGGGGGACUACGGAUACUUCACCGCGUGCGCUAUCGGCUUUUCCGCCACGUUGUUCGCGCUGAAGGUGAUCGCGCUGUGCGAAGAGCGCGACAAGCUGCAGAAUAUCAGCGGGUUUAUAGUGCCGAGUAAAUUAGCCGUGUGGCUCGAGCUGUUGCUGAUACACCUGUUGGUCCCAAAUUCUUCCUUCAUUGGUCAUCUGGGUGGUAUUUUGGUUGGAUGCUUAUAUUCUUACACAUUCGUUGGGGAAACAAUCGACAAUUUGAUACACGCGGUAACUGGCACACCUAUCAUACACGAAGAACAAUUCUAUAGAAGACGAAACCGGCGGUUUACUUGACAUUCUGUAAUUCUCAUCGAUCCAACAUAUUUGCGGCCCUGUUCUAGUUUAAUAAGUGUAUAUAUCGAGAAUCGAAUCGUUUUAUAUGAAAAGUAAUUCAAUGAAGCACAACUUGACCACUAAUUCGUAAGAUUGUGAUCCCAAAUAAUAAUUUAUAAGUAAAUAUAUUAAUAUAUAAUGAAUGCGAGUGUUUUAUACAGACAAAUUAUGAUUACUUCUAAUUUAUUACAAUUUAUUUAAAAUAAA